AUGGAGAAUCGUCAGCCCACCAAUGGAUUCUCAUUCCCAAAGCAGGCAAACAGCUCGAUCGCAUUCCGCCUCGGCACCAGCCCGCCAUUCGGACUGAACAUCCCUGCAUCUCCAACUGCACCUGCCCACAACCGCAAGAAAUAUAUCAUUGGUGUCUGUGCUAUGGACGACAAGGCUCGGUCCAAGCCCAUGCGGAAUAUCCUCGAUCGGCUGUUGAACAGCGGGCCCUUCGAGGCCAUCAUCUUUGGCGACAAGUGUAUCCUUGAUGAAGAUGUGAAGGCCUGGCCAGCGUGUGACUUUUUCAUCUCAUUCUUUUCCAAGGGAUUCCCUCUUCGCAAGGCAAUGGAGUACGUCAAGCUCCGUUCGCCCUUCUGCGUGAACGAGGUCGACUUGCAGACAGUGCUUUGGGAUCGACGACCUGUUUUGGAGAUCCUGGAACAGAUUGGCGUCCAGACACCCAGGCGACUUGUCAUGGAUCGAGAUGGUGGUCCACGACUGGACCCUUUUGUCCGUGAGAAACUCAAGUUACGCGGUGUGAGCAUUGUGGAAAACCGGACCAUGCCUGAGUUUGAGGUAAUUGACCAGGACACUAUCAGGAUUGGCGACCAGAUCAUGGUCAAGCCUUUUGUUGAGAAGCCCGUCUCGGGAGAGGACCACAACAUCCACAUCUACUACCACUCGUCCACUGGAGGAGGUGCCAGGAGACUCUUCCGCAAGGUUGCCAACAAGUCGAGCGAGUAUGAUCCAGAGUUGAACAUGCCUCGCAUUGAUGGUUCUUACAUCUACGAAGAGUUCAUGGAUGUUGAUAAUGCCGAGGAUAUCAAGGUGUACACCAUUGGCGAGAGUUUUGUACACGCAGAAACCAGAAAGAACACGGACGGAAAGGAGAUUCGGUAUGUUGCCCAGCUGACCCCUGAGGAGAAAAGGAUGGCAUCAAACAUCUGCAAGGUGUUCGGACAGCGCGUCUGUGGAUUUGACUUGCUUCGUGUGGGUGGCAAAUCCUACGUGAUCGAUGUCAACGGCUGGUCGUUUGUCAAGGGCAACAACUAUUACUACAACAACUGUGCCAACAUCCUCCAGGACAUUUUCCUCCGAAAGGCGCGCCAGCGUAGAUUGUCCGAGGUCGUCUUCCCCAAGGAGCUCAGUGCAGAGAACUCGUGGCGACUCAAGGCAUUCAUCUCAGUCUUCAGACAUGCCGAUCGUACACCCAAGCAGAAGAUGAAGUUCUCCUUCAGCUCUGCACCUUUUAGAGAGUUGCUGAACGGAGGUGGUGAAGAGGUCAUUAUUCGACAGGCAAGGGAUUUACGACUCGUUUCGGCUGCAGCUGAGCAGGCAAUGGAAGAAGGUCUUGAGGAUACCACCAAGCUGAUGCUGCUCAAGAGCAUUCUGGACAAGAAGUCAGGUUUGCCAGGAACAAAGGUCCAGGUCAAGCCUUCCAUCACCAGCGACGAGGAGGGUAACCACAAGUCAGUCAAGCUGAAGAUCAUUGUCAAGUGGGGAGGCGAGUUCACACAUGCGGCAAAAUACCAAUCUAGGGAUUUGGGCGACAACCUCCGCAAGGAUUUGCAGAUCAUGAACAAGCACGUUUUGGACGAUGUCAAGAUCUUUACAUCAUCCGAGCGUCGUGUCCGCGCCACCGCCGAGUUGUUCACCCAGCGCUUCCUGGAUAUCCGCGAGGUCCCCAAGGACAUGCUCUUGAUCCGCAAGGAAAUGUUGGAUGACAGCAACGCUGCUAAGGAAAAGACCGAUGCCGUGAAAGAGGAGCUCUACGAGCUUUUGCAACGCGACAACCCGGAGGACUUGGAAGAGUUGUGGCCAAGGGGCAAGGCUGAUCCAGGAGAGUUGGUCCAGGACAUCAUUGUGGCGAUGCGUAGACUUCGGGAGAUCAUGCGUAAGAACUUCAAGCAGUGCGACAUUGACGCGAUCCAAAAGUCAUGGUGCUGCUACGAGAGUCCGUCGUUGUUUUACGAACGUUGGGAAAAGAUCUUCGAGGAGUUUGCUGACGUUGAGCGCUCAGAGUUUGAUCCCUCCAAGGUCUCGGAGCUCUAUGACUCCUUGAAGUACGAUGCAUUGCACAACCGACCUUUCUUGGAGGCCAUCUUUGUCGACUCGGAUUCUGAUGAAGGUAUGGGGCCGAUCAAGGAUCUUUACACCAAGGCCAAGAUCUUGUUUGACUUUGUGGCCCCGCUCGAGUACGGUAUCAGCGAGGAAGAUCGACUGGAGAUUGGACUCUUGACAAGCAUGCCUCUCAUCAAGCAGAUCGUCGAGGACCUUGAGGCUUGCAAGCGGCCCGAUGCCGCACCCUGUACACGCCUUUACUUUACUAAAGGUAAGCUGACGCCUUUGUUUACGUUGAAACGCUCAUCUAAGGUAGGUUAUAGAUCGUCAAACUAA
Linnemannia hyalina is the source of this 2394-nucleotide messenger RNA. The record is from the annotation of a GenBank genome assembly. Lineage: Eukaryota; Fungi; Mortierellomycota; Mortierellomycetes; Mortierellales; Mortierellaceae.